UUUUGAAGCAGACGAAUACACCGUGACCACCAAACAUUUAGUGCUCUGUAAGAUUUUCAGACAUAACUAUUAAUAAAUAGUGUUAUUAAGAACAAAGUGAGAGAGAGAGAAAGCGAGAGGAGGGCCUUUAAAGUGUGUUAAAUCCACGCGGGGCUCAAGAUGUCCGUCGACAGGAGAGACGAGAAAGACGGGGAACUCAAUGUGCUGGAAGACAUUUUGACUGAUGCUCCUGACCAGGACGACGAGCUCUACAAUCCUGAAAGUGAACAUGAUGUUAACGAGAAAAAAGGGUCUAAAAGGAAGCACGAUCGAGGGGAUGCUCAGGAUGCGAAGCGCCUGCGAGCUUCAGGACACAACACCAGACAACCAAUGAAAAGAGCUGCUCCUUCUUCUGGGUCAAACGGUAAAAAGACCAGCAAUCCCAGAGGAAGACACGCACCAGAAGAUCUAUAUGAUGACAGAAAGAACCAUUCUGGAAGAGGAGGUGCGUCUCGGGCUGAUCUGUCGAAAGGAUAUGGUGAAAAAGGCCUGUCCAGCAGCAGAGACUCACAGAGACGGAUCAAACCAUUGAUGCCUGAGCUGACAGAGAAGAUGCGGAGAACCAGUGAGGAGAGUGCAGGCAGAGCAAGUCGAUCCUCCAGGGAAGAGGAGGCUCAUUCAGAAGAAUAUGCCACCGGCAGCUCCGUGGCUUCGUCAGAAGGAAACUGCUCAGACGUUGAAGAGGAAGGAGCCAUGCCGGAGGAAGGAGAAGAGAAGGAAGGAGAGGAGGAAGAGGAGGAAGAAGAAGAGGGAGAUGACGACGAUGAUGAAGAGGAAGAGUAUGUGCUGGAGGAGGAGGACGCUCGUGAGGGAAAUGAACAGAAUGACUAUGACACUCGCAGUGAGGCCAGUGACUCCCGCUCUGAGUCGGUGUCGUUCUCAGAUGAAGAGUCUGUGCAUUCAGCAUCAGGCUCAGACGCGUCAGGUUCUGAAAAGAAACAUGAAAAACUGUCCUCGUCUGUCAGAGAUGUGAGGAAGGAUCGGAUCAACAAGCUGAAGCACAUCUUGAGAGAGGCCAGGUUUUUUCUCAUUAAGAGCAACAAUCAUGAGAACGUUUCCCUGGCUAAAGCGAAGGGCGUGUGGUCCACUCUGCCUGUCAACGAGAAAAAACUCAAUGCUGCUUUUCGCGCUGCUCGAAGUGUUGUGCUCAUUUUUUCAGUCAGGGAGAGUGGGAAAUUUCAAGGUUUUGCACGGCUGUCCUCAGAGUCUCAUCAUGGAGGAUCUCCCAUACACUGGGUUUUGCCUGCAGGCAUGAAUGCCAAGAUGCUUGGAGGGGUCUUUAAAAUUGACUGGAUUUGCAGGCGGGAAUUACCUUUCACCAAAACGGCUCAUCUUGCUAACCCAUGGAAUGAGCACAAGCCUGUGAAGAUCGGACGUGACGGACAGGAGAUUGAACCAGAGUGCGGGACGGAGCUCUGCAUGCUCUUCCCCCACGACGAGAGCAUUGAUUUGUAUCAGGUCAUUCACAAAAUGCGCCACAAGAGGAGGAUGCACUCAGAGCCUCGAUCUCGGGGCCGACUGCCCCACAGAGAGCCCGUCCCUCGGGACAUGGGAAGGCGUCGACCGGAGGAAUAUGACAUGCACAACCGGAAGCGGCCCAGGAUUGAUUACACCCCAGAAUUCCCCCAAAGACCAGGUUUUAUGCAAGAUCCCCGAAAUCCACCUGUGGACAGGCGCUUUUCUGGUGUUAGAAGAGACGUGUUUCUUAAUGGAUCCUACAACGACUAUAUGAGAGAAUUCCAUCACAACAUUGGGCCUCCACCACCUUGGCAAGGAAUGGCCCCAUACCCUGGUAUGGAGCAUCCUCCUCAGCACCCGUAUUACCAGCACCACCCUCCUCCACCCCAGGCCCACCCGCCUUACUCUGGACACCACCCCAUGCCCCAUGAUGCCCGCUUCAGGGAAAAGAGGGUUGUCCGCUCUUUCGCCUCCAGUUUGCAUGAUUACGACAUGCGCGUGGAUGAUUUUCUAAGGCGAACGCAGGCAGUGGUGAGCGGACGCAGAAGCAGACCGCGGGAGAGAGACCGUCAGAGAGAGCGUGACCGACCCAGAGACGGACGGAGAGACCGAGAGCGAGAACGUGGACGGGAGCGGGACCGCGAGAGAGAGAGAAUUCGAGACCGCGAGAGAGAAAAGGAGAGAGGCCGAUACCGGAGAUAGGGGGGAAACACUUCACUUUUAUUCCCUUUUUUAUUAAUCACUUUGUAGAUAGUGUUUAUUUCAUUUAUCUGUUUUUUUUAUAUAUAUAUAUAAAUAGUUAAAGGGAUAGUUCACCCAUAAAAACUCUGUUUACUUGUUUCAAACCUCAAACUUUCUUCUGUGGAAGAUAUUUUGAAGAAUGCUGGAAACCGGUAACCAUUGACUUCUAUUGUAGGAAAAGCACAUACCAUGGAAGUCAAUAGUUACAGAUUUUCAGCUUAAAUGUCAUUUUUUGUGUGUUUUACAGACGUCAAAGUGCAAAUAAAUGCUUCUACUUAGAUUUUUAGUCGUUUCUAAUCCAAAUAUCUACAAAAUAAAUGAAUAAACAUUUUCUAAACAA
Danio rerio (zebrafish) is the source of this 2578-nucleotide messenger RNA. It is a transcript of the gene ythdc1, whose product is annotated as YTH N6-methyladenosine RNA binding protein C1. Lineage: Eukaryota; Metazoa; Chordata; Actinopteri; Cypriniformes; Danionidae. Gene Ontology annotation, cellular component: nucleus. Gene Ontology annotation, molecular function: N6-methyladenosine-containing RNA reader activity; RNA binding; mRNA binding. The record is from RefSeq and is marked provisional. Gene Ontology annotation, biological process: mRNA processing.